Messenger RNA from Ficedula albicollis (Collared flycatcher), 640 nucleotides. RefSeq names its product olfactory receptor 14J1-like. Lineage: Eukaryota; Metazoa; Chordata; Aves; Passeriformes; Muscicapidae. The record is from RefSeq and is a predicted model, not a curated record. The transcript has a single exon. Gene Ontology annotation, biological process: G protein-coupled receptor signaling pathway. Gene Ontology annotation, cellular component: membrane. Gene Ontology annotation, molecular function: olfactory receptor activity. Bases 56 to 640 code for a protein of 194 amino acids.
ACAGCUCUUUUUCUUUCUAUUGUUCAUCUCAGCAGAGUUUUCCCUCCUGACCAUCAUGUGCUAUGAUCGCUACGUGUCCAUCUGCAAACCCCUGCACUACAGGACCCUCCUGGGCAGCAGAGCUUGUGCCCACAUGGCAGCAGCUGCCUGGGCCUGUGCCUUUCUCUAUUCACUGCUGCACACAGCGAAUACAUUUUCCCUGCCCCUGUGGCAGGACAAUGCCCUGUGCCAGUUCUGUGAAAUCCCACAGAUCCUCAAGCUUUCCUGCUCCAAAUCCUACCUCAGGAAACUUGGGCAUCUUGCUGUUGGUGCCUGUUUGGUAUUUGGUUGUUUUGUGUUCAUUGUUUUCUCCUAUGUGCAGAUCUUCAGGGUUGUGCUGAGGAUCCCCUCUGAGCAGGGACGGCACAAAGUCUUUUCCACCUGCCUCCCUCACCUGGCUGUGGUCUCCUUUUUUCUCAGCACUGCCGUAUUUUCUCACCUGAAGCUUCCCUCCAUCUCUUCCCCAUCCCUGGAUCUCUCCCUCUCGUUUCUGUACUCGGUGGUACCUCCAGUGCUGAAUCCCCUCAUUUACAGCCUGAGGAACCAGGAGCUCAAGGCUGCAGUGUGGAGACUGAUGACUGGAUGUUUCCAGAAACAUUAA